Spodoptera exigua (beet armyworm) is the source of this 4156-nucleotide messenger RNA. The record is from the annotation of a GenBank genome assembly. Lineage: Eukaryota; Metazoa; Arthropoda; Insecta; Lepidoptera; Noctuidae.
CAGAAACGGUUUUGUUUGUUUCAUGAGAGUUUAUUUUGUUGAUAUUCUUGUAAUUAAUUAAAAGUAUUAUAAUUAUCAAUGGCUUAAUUUCGCUUUAUCGUAUUGUGUAAUUGUUAAUAUUCAUUGCGGAACCUUCAAAAUAAGUUAACAAAACGGUGAAAAAAUGCCGAAAACAAGGAUUCCAUCGCCAGCGCGUUCACAGGGUGCAACGACGCCAAAACGUAAAAAAAGUCGGGGUAGCCGUAGUCUGUGUUCUCCGGCGCUAUCUACGGCUUCAGGCAGACUGACUUCUCUCAUAGACCAAUUUAAAGACAAGAAUAUGGAGUUGUUUGCCCUGUCACCAUUAAACAGAAGAUCCAUAUUGAAUGAUGAUACUGCUAUUGAAGAACCACGGCGUAAAAGUUGGUGGAAAAAUUUAAAAGAAGAUUCUCAACAGAUCAUGGAAGUAUUGGAAGAAAAUAAGGUGACGGAUGCCAACAAUGGUAUUGAAGAACUCAUUGAUAUCGAAGUUUUGAGCCAAGAAAAGAAAGAGUACACCCUUGAUUUGCCAGAGAGCAGUGACAACGAAUCAAUAAACAGCAUAGUACUACCGCAACGGAAACUUUUCACACAAAAAGAUAGCAAACCACAAAAAAAGUUUGGCCAAUUCAGUGACAAUCGAGAAACAUUGGCCAAACUACACAAGACCAACACAAAUGUUGAUAAAACUGUAAAUGUUGGCACUAGAGAGUUGUUUCAAAAUGCAAAAAGGUCCAAACCAAUAUUUCCUUCAGCCUUACUCAAUAUAUCUCCUAACAAAACUACAGCUGAUAAAACUAAAGAAAACAUUUUACAAGAGCCCAAAGUUAGAAAUAUCUUUGGCAACCGACCAACUAAUAAAAGGAAGAAUAUGUUUGCUGACUUUGUAGUCUCUGAGAGUGAGGAUGAAAUACCAGAGAUACAGCCUCGAGUGUUCGGGUUUCAAAAGAAACUAGAACAGCGACGUAUAAGUUCUAUAUCUAAAGGAAGAGAAGGUUCCCCAGCUUCAAGUAUAACGACUGAUAUGGAAAUGGAUGAUUGGAAGCUUCUACCAUCCUCAACAAUGGUAGAAAAUCAACUGGAGGACAUUGUGGCUGGUCACACACCGAAACGAGCAAGACUCAGUAAAUUAUCUGAAGCAGGAACGAACACUGAAGCAGGAAUUAAUACUAUUCAAACGAACACUACUGGUGACAAAACUAAAGCAUCCAAUAAGUCUGUUACUUCUAAAAAUAAAUCCAAAUCUUCACCAGAUGUAAAAGAUAAAUCACUAAACAGCUCUAGAACUACAAGAAGUAUGAUGAAGAAUACUUCGAAACUUGAAGAGAAAAUAGAAGCUCCUAAACAAAAUACCAAAAUAAAUAAAUCUCAGGAUAAAAUAUCUUCUAAAGAUAAUGAAUUGGAUGACAGUUCGUCCAAAGUGGCAAAUAAACAAAAUACAUCAUUAAACAAAUCCCAAAGACUGAAUAAGAGCAGAACAAGAAACAGUUCUAAAAUAAUUGAGGAAGAAAAAGAAGGCGAUGAAAAUGCAGAUAACGAUAAAAAUCCAAUCAACAACGUAACACGAGUAAUAAACAAGAAUGGUUCAAAUGCUACACUCUCUGGUAAAAGCAUAAAUGAAAAAGAACGCACAAUAACUCUUAAAGUACACGAUAAAGCAAAUGAGGCUGGUUCUAAUAACGAAGAAGAUGAGAAUCAGUUUACGUUACAAUACGAAAACGAUGAAAACGAAAUUGCAGAAGAAAUUGUUGAACACAAUAAAAUUAACGAAAACAAAGCUAAUAAAAUCAAAAACAGAAAUACUAUGGUUAUAGAAAAAGAUAAUCAAGAAACUGAUGCCAAUAAAUCGAAAAGUAACAAAUCUAUACAUAAUGAACUUAAACAAGCUAAAAUAGUUGAAGAAUCUGUAGAAUCAACGAAUGAACAAUCUGCAAAUGACAAUGUUGACGGUAAUGAAAUACAAAACACUGAGAUCGAUAAAAAUUACGAGCACCAAGAUGCAGAUAACGUGAGUCACGAAUUAAAUGAGCAGCGAAAUAAUAGCGAAGGUGAAAAAAAUGUAACUAAUAAUAUUGAAGAUGAAGAAAAUGAGGAAGAAAUGAAUGUUAGUCAAGAAAACGAUCAUGAAACAAAUGAAAAUGACAAUACAGACGAAGUGAUUUUGAGCAAAGUUGAUGAAGAAAAUGAAAGUGAAAUCGAUGAGGAGAAUGUUGAUGUUAAUCAAAGUAACGAAAAUGAAGAGCCAAAUGAAAGUCAGGUUGAAGCAGAGGUUGAUGGAAGUCAAGAAAUAGAUGAGCAAAAUGAAAGUCAAGAGAUGAAUGAAGAGGCUGACGAUAGCAAGAUCGAAGAAAAUGCUUUGGAAGACGAAAACAAUGAAAGUGAAGAAGAAAGCCAAGAGGUUCAGAAUGAUGAGGAAGAAGAUGAUGUGGAUGAAAGUCAAGAAGAGGACGAUGCAGAAGAUAAUGACGAGAGCCAAGAAUUAGAAAAUCAGGAAGUAAGUCAAGGAGAACAUGAGGUUAGUCAAGAAGAACAUGAGGUAAGUCAAGAAGUUGAAAAUGAUGAAGAAAAUGAAGUGGAGAAUGAUGAUGUAAGUCAAGAAGUUGAACAAGACGUAGAAAAUAAUGAAGAGAGUCAAGAAAUAGAGAAUGAUGAAGAAGAAAAUGAACAAAGUCAAGAGGUAGAGGAUGACGAAGAAGAAGACGAAGAAAGUCAAGAAAUAGACAAUGAAGAAGAUAAUCAAGUAGAGAGUGAAGCUGAAGUAAACGAAAGUGAAGAAAUCGAAGAUGAUAAAGCAAUGGAUAACAGUGACGAGGCUGACAAAGCUAUCGCUAGUGAUCCGGAAAUUUCUGAUCGAGAUGACAAUGACGCUGAAGAAAUGGAAUUUGAUGAUGAUGACAAUAAUGAACAAGAGUCAGAAAAUGAAGAAGCUGAAGGAAAUGAAGAAGAAAGUCACGAAGAACAACUGGAACCAAGCGCAGAAGAAAUAGAAGAAUCACCUAAUGUCACACACGAUACUACAGGCAGACAUAGACAGAAAGAGCUUAAAUCACCCGAAGCGAUCUUACAUGACAAGACGAACCAAAUGGACUCAUUCACAGCCAAAGGCCGAAACACUAGCAUAAGAAAAACAAAGAGUAUGAUCAAGAAUCUUAACAUCAGACCGAGUUUAGCCCCUCAACGGGAUAGUUUAGCCUUUUCUGAUGGUACAAGGGACUCUAGCGCGGAAGGAUCAGGUUGGGACUCACACAGAACAACUCGCAAAACGCUACGACAAACAUUUGGAAAAGAUUUCACACCUAGAAAAUCUUUACGAGCCUUAGUUAUGGAGAAAUCGGCAAAAAGACAGACGGAACAUCAGGAUCUCCAUUCAGACACUGUUAAAUAUCCCCAAGCUAAUUCUACCGAGUUGCCAGAGUAUUCUAAUGGUCAUGUUGAAGAUUUUGUGGAGUCUGACCAUGAAGUGUCGAGGCGAACGCGGCAGACAACGUUAGAAACAUAUUUACAGAAAAUCAAGCAACAAAACAUUGAAAAUAAAGUAAAAAUGGAACAACUAGUUCGCAAUUCAUUAAAAGCACCGUCGAGGGAUACGCUAAGCCUCUUCAAAGUGCCAAACAAACCAGCGCCGCGUCGCUUGAAACUUUCUCAAAACAAACCUAGAACACAGAUCAAAUCCAUCAUGGCAUUCGGCGAAUUGCCCACGGAAGUUAUUGAAGAUAUGAAGUACAAACCGCCGAAGAGAUUCCAACCGACCAACGCGUCCUGGAUCACCAAAAGACUUUACAAGUUCUUGGAAACUAAGUUGGAACCCAAGUAUGAUUACAAAGCUCGAGUUCGCGCAGAGAAGCUAGUAGAAACAAUAUACCACUUCGCAAAGGACUUGCGUCGUCACAACGUAGCGCCAACAGACGCGGUCGACGUACUAAAACAUGAACUGGCGAGGCUCGAAGUAGUUCAAACGCACUUUGAUUUCUACGAAUUCUUCCACGAAUUCAUGCCGAGAGAAAUUCGUGUUAAGGUUGUUCCAGAUAUCGUAAAUAAAAUACCUCUGCCCAGGCACGGAGUGUUCUCCGACAUCUUGAGAGGGAACAACGUACAAGGAUAACCAGUAUUUGCCUUAAUUGUAUUGUUUUAAGAUGAG